GAGAAUCACGUCGAUUUCAGUGUGCGCCUUGACCACUAUGGCUAUACAACCGGUCCCUAUGUUUGAGACACCAAGUCGAAGUUCACGGCAGGUGCCCAUCAAUUCCCUGGACCGGCGGGACGCGCAGUUCAAGGAAGCUUUGGAAAAUGAGGUGAACAUCAUGAAAGCCCUGCAGCAUCCGCACAUCGUGGCGUACCUGGGGCACGACUACAUGGACGAAUGCCUCUUCUUGUACCUGGAGCAUUUGCCGGGGGGCAGCAUCACUCAGGCGCUGAACGAGUUUGGGCCCUUUGAUGAGAGCCUCAUGGCCUCCUACGCGCGGCAGGCUUUGGAAGGGCUGGAGUACUUGCACACGUGCGAGCCGGCGGUGAUCCAUAGGGACAUUAAGGGGAGCAAUAUCCUCAUAGGCGACGGCGACACUGUGAAGCUGGCGGACUUCGGGUGCUCCAAGCGCACGGAUGAGACACUCACGCACACGAUGCGAGGCUCCAUCCCAUGGAUGGCGCCGGAGGUCUUGGCCCAUGCGCGCUACGGCCGCGCAGCCGACCUCUGGAGCUUCGGCUGUGUGGUCAUCGAAAUGGGCACGGCCAACAUUCCAUGGGGGCGCUUCGAGCAUCACAUGGCCGCCUUGGUGAAGAUCGGUUUGUCGCAGGAGACGCCUCCGCUGCCAGAGCAGGUGAGCCUCCAGUGCAAGGACUUCAUCUCCAGCUGUGUGCGCCGAAACCCAGACGAGCGCCUGACUGCCACGGAGUUGCUCCAUCAUGAGUGGCUCGCCAUGGUGAUGGAUGCAUGGGAAGAUCCGUGAGGACACCGCCGUUCCCAGAGUCGCAGUGAGCGAUGAGCUGGGAGAGGCGGAUAGAGAGAGGUAGGUGCAGCUGAGUGGCAGCGAAAGCUCGACUCAACUUGCCCAUUUUCCACUGGCCAUGUUGGGG
This is a messenger RNA of Effrenium voratum, 932 nucleotides long. The record is from the annotation of a GenBank genome assembly. Lineage: Eukaryota; Dinophyceae; Suessiales; Symbiodiniaceae.